AAAAUCCCAGUAAAUACUCAGACCAGCCCGUCUGGCACCAACAACCAUGCCACGUUCAAAGUCACUUCAAUCACCUUUCUUCAUCAUUCUGAUGCUCCGUUUGAACUUCAGCAGCUCGUCUUCACCAUGUCUACAUGACUAAAUGUUAAUGAGCUGCUGACACCUGAUUGGCUGAUUAGAUGUUUGCAUUCAGGAGCAGUUGAACAGGUGUACCUAAUAAAGUGGCCGGUGAGUGUAAAAGGACAUUUAAAACAGUUUAAAACGUGGCUUAACUCAUUCAUAAAAUCACAGAAUUGUAAAACUAUAAAUCAUAAAACCAAGUGAGAUUCUAAAAGAGUUGCAGCAGCAUGUCAGACCUGUGUGACGAAAGUCAGUUAAAGACUAAAGUGAACGAUACCUUUUUAGUUUUCUUUUUAAAAUAUUUAGCGAGCUAGCUUCCCUGAUAUCUGUUGGUUGUGUGUUCAGUAGCUUUGGGGCAUAUUUGACAAAGGCUGCAUCCCUGAUAAUCUCCCGGCUGUUGCUUUAAUUUAAAUGUACAGUCAAAUAUUUGACGGUGCAGCUGUGUGGGCUCGGCUCUCUGUCAUCAGACAUACAGGUCGACUCAACAUGGCUGAAACACACAGAGUGACGGCGCAGGGCAGGAAGAAAUGGGCCAUUCCACAGAGAAGUGCGACUCAUGAGAAUAAACCGAGUGUUCGUCCUCCUGACAACGAUGCCGAGAGAAAUCUGGCGGUUCCUUUCAGAGGUCACAUCACAGGUGGGAUGCGGCCAGGGAAGAAGGUUGUGGUGGUGGGUGUUGUGGACUCCUGUCCGGACAGGUUCUACAUCGCCCUGACAUGUGGUCGUGGAACAUCCAGGGAGCCUCCGCCUGAUGUGGCUCUGGAGCUGUGUGUUCGAUUCAGGGACCGACAAGUCCUGCGCAGAGCCUGCGUGUCCGGAUCCUGGGGAGACGUCGACAGAGCCGUGCCUUUCUUCCCCUUCAUCAGAGACCAGCCGUUCAAGAUUGAGAUUCACUGUGAGCAAAGUCGGUUUCGCGUGUUCGUGGACGGACAGAAGCUGUUUGACUUUCACCACAGAUUGACGUCACUCGGCGACAUCGACACGUUAUGGAUCAAAGGAAGCAUCACCAUCACUAAACUGGCUUGAAAUAAAGACUUCAGUGUUCAAUACUCUGCACACGAGCCUCUUUUUGGAAGAUGUGGAUCUCAAACUGUUUGAGUCAUCACUUUGUUGAGUACAAACCUCCUCGUCUGAACAUGCUCUGUACUCACCCUUUAUAGUGCCAAAUGUUAAACAUGAGGAGAAAGUGAUGUAAAUAUGAGUAAGAAAUAUGUGUUUUAAGACCUACUGAAGGAAACUGUGUGGGAACUGUCAUUUGUGACUGUGUAGGAAUGUUCGCCAACCUCCCCAAAAAGUCUCAAGAACAUUUAUAAUUUGUAAUUGUGAUGCUGUUUAUUGUUUUGUUGUUGUUUGGUUUCUCUUUCUGUCACUAGAGGCACCAUUUUUUUUAUAACAUUCAGCCCACAGGACACAACCACUGCAACUGUAUAUAUUAUAUGUGUCUCCUACAAAUAAAGGCAUUGAUUGGGAUUAACUGAAGGCGACAGAGGCCAUGGGUAAGAUUGUUUUAUUAAUAUAUGUAUAUUUUUAAUCAUAUUUUGUGAUAAUGAAUAAACAAAGCAAAGGCCCAUGUGAUCUGUAUGUGACGACUACCUCAAACCACACAGUGACGUCCUGCUGCCGUUCAUAUAUAAAAGACUAUGCACAUAAUUAUCUUUAUGAGAAAUAUAUGAUUCUGUUUGAACUAUUUUUCUAUUCAGUGUGUGCCUGUGAGUCUUUAACAUCCAAUGAAAACUGCUGUAAUUUUUUAUAUUUUUCAAAAUAAAGUGAUUAAUGACAUUCAAAAAUGUCACAUUUCUCUGAAGUAACGGUAAAAUAAAGUAGAAAUGGUGUGGUCUGAUGUGCAUGUCUGCAACCAACCAUUAUUUUCCUAAUUUU
Molecule: messenger RNA, 1998 nt
Organism: Epinephelus fuscoguttatus (brown-marbled grouper)
Lineage: Eukaryota; Metazoa; Chordata; Actinopteri; Perciformes; Serranidae
Product: galectin-related protein-like
Exons: 6
Coding region: 532-1146 (204 amino acids)
Molecular function (GO): carbohydrate binding
Source: RefSeq, a predicted model, not a curated record